Messenger RNA from Metschnikowia bicuspidata var. bicuspidata NRRL YB-4993, 555 nucleotides. Its product is annotated as mitochondrial 37S ribosomal protein MRPS8. The record is from RefSeq and is a predicted model, not a curated record. NCBI's taxonomy places the organism in Eukaryota, Fungi, Ascomycota, Pichiomycetes, Serinales, Metschnikowiaceae. Gene Ontology annotation, biological process: translation. Gene Ontology annotation, cellular component: ribosome. Gene Ontology annotation, molecular function: structural constituent of ribosome. Bases 85 to 555 code for a protein of 156 amino acids. The transcript has a single exon.
GGUAGACAGUGGACAAUCAGGAGAAAUUGGGCUAAUCAGAGACCCAGUUGUUUUUACCUAUUUUUUCUUCACCAACACAUCACUAUGUCUUUGGUCCACUUGUCGAACUUCUGUGCCCACAUAAAGAACUGCACCAACGUGAGGCUUUCCACGACCUCUGUUCCCUUUUCAAGAUUGCAUUUGCAAGUGGCGCUAGGUUUGUAUAAAGAGGGAUUUCUCUCUUCUAUUCAAAAAGGCUCUACAUCUGGCCCAGACCAGCUUCCUGUGGACGUCACGCCAGAUAACAUCUCUACACGUAGAUUGUGGUUGGGGUUGAAAUAUAGAAAGAACAUGCCGGUCAUCAGAGACAUGUCGAUGGUGCUGAAACCCGGCAGGAAAGUUAAUAUGACCACCACAGAGGUCAAAGCAUUGGCCUCGGGUCUUCCUGUCAGAUUUAUCAAGCCUUUGCAGCCUGCCGAGGUGAUGUUUUUGAGGACUCCGAACAAGGAGAUUUUCGAAAUCCAGGAGGCGGCCAAGAAGGACAUGGAGGGCAUGGUGUUGUGCCGUGUGAAGUAG